ACACUAAGUUUGUAGUUUGCGGUGUGUCUUUUUUUAUUUUACUGAUCGGAUUUUAUAAAAAUGUGUUUAAAAUUGUCAAUUUUCAAAUUAUAGGUGUACGAAAACGGUGAUAAAUACAUCGUUGUGUCAGCUAAAUGCAUCACUUGUGAGGCUACAUUGGAUGGUUAUAUGGAGAAAAAGCCUGCGCCUGAAGCUGUCACCGUUCGAUUCGAUUUUGAAGUCGUUAAUAUUGAUGAAUUAUUGCAUGAACAACACAAACCCCAGAAGAAUGUAAGAAUUGUUGGUGAAGUAUCUCGAAGUUUAUGUGCAGGACAAGGCCCAGCAACACAUAUAAGUCGAAGUUUGUUAAAUGCUGCUACUGAAGACCUGUUCGAAAUGCCAGCUGAACGCAUUCCCUCGGCCAAUGCCAUCAGAUGUGCAAAAUACCGCGCAAAAAAGAAGGAAGAGCUCGACGAUUGUCCAAUCGCAGCACUUCGAGUGCUGAAAAGAUCAUACUACACAAAAUGGAUUCGGGGAAUUGGAGAUGACCCAUUUUAUUGCAUGUAUGGAAAUACAGAUCAGAUAAUCUUAUACAAAGUGUAUAAGAAAAAGAACGCCUUAACAUCAAUCAGCUGCGAUGCAACCGGAAGCGUUGUCCGAAAGAUAGUUCACGAAGAUGGGGAAAAGUCGGAACCAAUUUAUUUGUAUUCAUUUGUCAUUUCGGAUCACUUUCAAAUCCCCAUAUGGUCAAUGAUUUCAGGAGCACAUCAUCUGAGUUUUGUUUUGUAUUGGUUUUUUGACUUCAUUCGCCUGUAUGGUGACGCACCAAAAGAAUUUAAAUCGGAUAUGUCUCAAGUUUUACUGAAUGCUGCAGCAAUUGCAUUUGCAAGUUGUGCAAACAUAUCUGAAUAUGCUGAUUGGUUGUUCAACAUGGCAAAAAAUCGGAAUGACUCGAAUAUCAGUAGUUUUUUACCCAAAUGUUUUAUAAGGAUUGAUGUAAAUCAUUUGGUCAAAAAUAUUACAUCGUGCGAUGAACUCAAAUCUAAAUCGGCGGAACAUAAACAGUUUUUGGUUAGAGCUACGUGUUUACUCAUACCAUGUACCUCUUUGGAAAAAGCACGAAAAAUUUUAUAUUCAAUUUUGGUCGUAGCUAAAUCCAAAGUUAAAGAUUCCGUCUUCAAUAACCAUAAAAAGUAUUUGGAUGAUUUGGUCAGUGGAGCAAGUGCCAUUGACAUAACAUCACCAGGAGCCGAACAAUUUCACAACAAAAAUGACGAUGUUACUGCUGACAGUUCCUUUGCCGAAUCGGGACCCAUUCAAGAUUGGUUAGAUGAGUUGAAUGAUGAAACCAGCAACGAAAUCAAUGAAAAUACUGAUGGUGAGAAUGCCACCAAAAAUGAAUGGGAGAACAUGGGUUUUGUACAGUACCUACUUCGGCUGAGCAAAUCGAUUGUUUUGUGGACGGGAAUAUGUUCAUCAUUUUUUAACGCACCAAAAACUGCAUCAUCAGCUAACGUUGAGUCUUACUUUAAAAACGUGAAACAAACUCUUCAUUCUAUAAUUCCAUGUCGAGCUGACGAAUUCGUCUGUGCACAUAUCGAUAUGAUGGAAGGAAUGAGCAAAGAAGCUUCAUUGACCUAUAUAGAUUUUAUAGACGCCGCUGGUGGUUUACAAAGUCUACUCAAUGACCAUUCAACCCAAUAUGAUUCAGAAGGUGUCAACGAGGAACCGGAAUCACGUGCCCGUGAUGAUUUAACUGCGGAUUCGGCUUCGAAUCAAGCUGCAACUAAAUCACGUGCCGUUAAAUCGAAAGAAAUACCAAUUCAAAGUGAAGGUAUGUCGGGUAGUGAUUUAACUACGGAUUCAAUGGCAUCAGAUUGUGUUGCAUGUCAAAAUGGCGAUGAACCCUCAGGAGCGCAUAAAUGCAUUAAAUGCGCAAAAUCUGUGCAUAUUCUCGAUGGAUGUUCGAUAUCUUGUGGCGAUGACGAAGGCUACGGAGAAGGCCGAAUUUGUUUGUCUUGUGUACGAGCCCCUAAGCCAGCUCCAUCGCAAGCUUCAACUAGAUCACUUCCACCCACAAAAAUUACCGCAGAACAGUUGAAUGAAAAGGAAGUGUGGCAGAGGAAGAAACAAUCAAACAACUCAUACUUGCGCCCUGUUCCCAAUUGGAAUUUGGAUAGACGCGUACAAUCUAAGCCAAAAAUCAACAUGUUUCUUAAUGGGAGCUUAUCAACAACAACUCAUAAAGUUGGAACAUCAAAAGUCGCGGUAAGAAAUACGUGCGCAUUCGACUCAAUAUGCCAGUUGUUUGCAGCUUCGCAUGCGUACUUCGUCCACCAUAGAAUGUAUAUGGAAGGACUUCUGGACACAGUGGAGAUAUUCGACAUCGCCAUUUCUUUGGCCAAAUGCACAAAUAUGCGAACAUUGAAUAAAAAGCGUGCAGUGCUAAUAACCAAACUCAACCAAGUCCCCGAAACCGAAGAAGAUGAAGAAGAAACAGAGCUGAGAGCAGCUUUUGCUGACGAAUUCAAAUUUGAUGUUAAUAAAUUAGCAUCAAAAUUGUUGUUAGGUGCAUUUACGCUCAUAGAAGAGGCAAAAUGUAACUGCUCAUAUUUCUUUGGACCAAAACGUUGGCCGAUUAUCAGCGUCGGCAAAUCACUGCAGAAUGACUUCGGCAACUUCGUAGAAGCCAUAACAGAGAAUUUUCUGGAGCCUGUUUGCCCUGACUGCAAAAACCCAUUGCAGAUUGAGCAGCAAUUUGGCAACUACAUGUUGAUGGAGGUCCCGCAUGAAAGAUAUUCACGGUUAAAAGAUGUGAUCAAGAUAAUCAAACUCGGGGAAAAUAACUUUUCAUUGUGUGGCGUCAUUGUAUUUGAGCCGUCUGCUUCGGAGAAUUCAUCUGGCCACUACAAAGCCUGUAUAGCUGCUCAAACAUCAUGGAUUGAAUAUGACGACAUGAAAAAUCAAUCGACCACGAUUGCAUCGAACGCUUCGGUCAUGAUUGUUUCAAUGCUAUACAUAAAAUUACCAGAUUAACUUUUCUCAUUACAUUUUGUUUGUAAGAAAUAUUUCUGUUGAAAAGUACUUUCCAUAUAAAAUCUUCUCUCUUUUUUCUCAAAAUAUACAUUAAUUGCGUUCAUUAACUUAGUUCAAUAAUACGAAAAAAGUGCAGUUUAAAGUUUUAAGCACUUUUGGCCCUUCACUGUGCGAGGCACAGUGUUUUUUUCAUUCAUUGCUUUAUCAUACUUUUACUUAAAUAACUAUUGUCACGUCGACCACUUUUGAAGAAAUAGUCCGAAAGUGUCGUUUUCAUUCAAGAAAAAAAAAACGGUUUUCAUUAACAGUUGUUGAAACAACGGUAGAAAUAAGUGCAAUUUCCCAUUUAUUUAGUGGUUCCAAUUUCUUUAUUUAGUGUUCCAAAAAAAACAAUGUAUGUUAUGGAAAGAGAUUUAUUGUAAGUUUUGCGUUUUAAAUGUUUGACAGUUUUAACACAUAACUGAAAGAUAAAUUAAUAAAAGUAAAAUGCCAGAACAGCUCUUAGGAAA
This is a messenger RNA of Sitodiplosis mosellana (orange wheat blossom midge), 3524 nucleotides long. RefSeq lists its product as uncharacterized. NCBI's taxonomy places the organism in Eukaryota, Metazoa, Arthropoda, Insecta, Diptera, Cecidomyiidae. The record is from RefSeq and is a predicted model, not a curated record. The transcript has 7 exons. Bases 169 to 3015 code for a protein of 948 amino acids.